AACUUCUUUCCACAGAUGACAUCAGUCUUUCCAUUAGCUUUGUUGCUCUGUUUGUCCAGCGGACUGUUGACUGCAUAUGGUGCACCUGCCUGCCCUCCUGGUUGGACUCAGUUUGGCUCUCGCUGUUUUGCUUUCUACAGCCAGGCAAAAACCUGGGCCGAGGCAGAGAUCUUCUGCCACAUCACUGGUGGGCAUCUGGCUUCCAUCCACUCAGCUGAGGAACAUGCAUUCCUCAAAAACUACAUUAACCAAGUGACCGGUACACAGAAAACUUCCUGGAUCGGAGGCACUGACAAAGCGCAGCUGUUUACUUGGUUGUGGACUGAUAGAUCCCACUUCACCUACAAAAGCUGGAAUGCGGGGGAGCCUAACAACUACGGUGGAGCGGAGUUCUGUAUUGUGAUGAACUGGGGUGGAGCAAAAUGGAACGACUGGGGUUGUAACAACCAGGUUGCUUUCGUCUGCUCCAAGAACAGCGCAUAA
Messenger RNA from Perca flavescens (yellow perch), 483 nucleotides. Its product is annotated as ladderlectin-like. The record is from RefSeq and is a predicted model, not a curated record. NCBI's taxonomy places the organism in Eukaryota, Metazoa, Chordata, Actinopteri, Perciformes, Percidae. The coding region runs from base 16 to 483 and encodes 155 amino acids. The transcript is spliced from 5 exons.